AUGUUGUUCCUCCUCUGCAUUUAUAUGCUCGUCAAAGCCGCCGUAGAUACUCUCCCUGAAGGCCCUCCUGUGCCAGCGGGCGUGAAGAUCCGCUUUGCCGGAACAGCGGACAUCAGGCAGCUGAGUCGUUCCGAUCGCGGCCACCGCGUGCUCAGCAACGUUGAGCUCCCCUACGUGGUCAUUGUCCGGCUCACAAGUGGGAGAUAUGUUGUUUUCGUCUCGCCGGAUGCGAUCCUUCCCGUUCCACGCAUUAUGGUGCUGUCAGGUAGUACGGUGUACAUCGUCUCAGAGCUUGCGUUAACGGUCCGCUGGGCCCACUCCACUGGCGAUACCUUGAAUUGGUUUGAAGCAAGGAUCCCGGGCCCCUGGAUUGAACCAUUUGAGGAGUUCGCCGGCUGCUUCCUAAUGAACUACGAAUUUGCCCCGCGCGACACUGGCGGCGAUGAUGGAACCGACGCGUAUGAGAUCACGCAGAUCUACAACCGAUUUGAAGAUUGUUCCUACUGGAGGGUCUUCGCUUUCUCCGUAGCCGCACACUAUAUGAUCGCGGUCCUAAGUUUCUCGUAG
Fomitopsis serialis is the source of this 567-nucleotide messenger RNA. RefSeq lists its product as uncharacterized. The transcript is spliced from 5 exons. NCBI's taxonomy places the organism in Eukaryota, Fungi, Basidiomycota, Agaricomycetes, Polyporales, Fomitopsidaceae. The coding region runs from base 1 to 567 and encodes 188 amino acids. The record is from RefSeq and is a predicted model, not a curated record.